AUGGUUGAUCGAUACAAGCAGUACCCUAAUAAUUUCAAAGAAGAAACUAAAACAGAAGCAGAGUUCCCCAAUCAGCGGGCCAUAGUGGAUCCGAGUGACACCGACCCGUUAUCCUUCCACUGCCAAGAGCGGGAGCCUUACGCGGUUCCCUCCUCUCUAGGAACCAAGAGACCCAGAGCCUUCGCUCGAGCCACAUGGUUCAACUCUUUGCUUGGAAUGGGCGGGCCAGAAGAUAGUCAACCCGGACCCGACCCGCUAAUACCGAGCUUUAACAAGCUGGAGGCAUGCAUUCAAGACCAAGAAGAAGGACUUGAGUGCCUUUUUAGGCAAUUGAUCAAAACAAGAGUCUCUCUUCUCAACAUCUUAAACCAGUAG
Molecule: messenger RNA, 375 nt
Organism: Prunus armeniaca (apricot)
Lineage: Eukaryota; Viridiplantae; Streptophyta; Magnoliopsida; Rosales; Rosaceae
Source: the annotation of a GenBank genome assembly